Molecule: messenger RNA, 3398 nt
Organism: Lytechinus pictus (painted urchin)
Lineage: Eukaryota; Metazoa; Echinodermata; Echinoidea; Temnopleuroida; Toxopneustidae
Product: UPF0561 protein C2orf68 homolog
Exons: 4
Coding region: 150-605 (151 amino acids)
Source: RefSeq, a predicted model, not a curated record
GGAUAAAAAGAGCCGCCGAUUAGUUCCUCCGGCCCCGAUCGGCUGGCCGGUUCAAAUCGCCUAUGACACUGGCUCUCGAUCUAUAUUAAAUUGGCGACAGGCGACGGGGUUCUUGCCAGCUUAAAAUUAAGUGAAAGGCCAGGAUUAAAAUGGAAGAUUGUGACUUGGAAUUGGAUGAUGGGACGAGUGACCGUGGCGGAAAUGUUUCUCGUUUAGAUCUUACUUCCGGAUUCAUGAAACAUAUCAUUCGCAACCAGCAAAAGAGGGAUGACUACGACAAGGAGGUGAAAGUAAUGCAAGAGCAGCAGAAAACAAUCGCAAAGGAAAACAAGAGCCAUGCAAAGAAACCAGGACAAGCCAUUUAUGUUCCUCCUGUAAAAGGAAACAAAGGAAGUGGACAUACUGAUGAAAGUGAUAAAACCAUCUUCAGGCUUCAGUAUGAGGACCCAGACAGAGAAAUUUCAGAAUGGCUAGUACACAAGGGCGAUGAUCCCCAUGGCAUAGCAGUUCGUUUUGGGAGGCAAUGCAGGCUCAAUGGUCUUUACAUCAAGGCUUUAGGAUCAUUCAUCGAGGAGGAAAUGGAGAAGAGAGGAUUUCUGACGUGAAGCAGCAUCAGGUCGGGUCAAAGUUGAGGUCAGAUGAGGUCAAAUGCCAGAUGAGGUCGCCUGUCAAGGUGACGGCACAACAGUGAGGUCUGCAACGUGAAGGUUGAUUGAUGAAAGGAAACAAUCAAACUGGUAUAUGUUUUCAAUCUGUGUGUAUUCCUUGUAUGUCCUUGUUGAAUUUUCAUAUGAAAGGGUAUAUUUUGGUAUUAUUUCUUACGCCAUGUUGAUGUAAGACAAAAAAAGAUGAUUGAGAUAAGCUCAUGCUUAUUGAUGUGAAGAUGGUUUGAGAGGAAUAAUGGCACCAAAAGGCCCAUUUUUAUUUCAAAAUUCAGAAAAAACUGCAUUUGAUGAAAGCACAUUGGAAAGUCAUGAAGUCAGAAAUAAAUGUAAUUCAAAUUACUAUAUUGGUUUAUGAGGAAAAGAAGAUUUGUAUAGACAUGAAGAUGCAUGUAUGUCAUCAUUAAGAUAAAAAAUCAGCAUUGUGUUUUAGUUAAAGAAAUAUGAGAAACCUGUAUGAGGGAAAAUGGCACCCAUGUAAACGUUUUUUUUUUUAAUUCUGAAAAAUGAAAAUGAAAACAGCAUGUGAUAAAAGCACAUUGAUACUUCAUGAAAAAACAAUGUUUUCAAAAUGACCAUUUUGCUCCAAGAAACAAACAUGUGGAGAAUUGGUAAAAGACAUGAAGAAAAAAGAUAUGUUUUGAAAUUAGCCUUUCAUUAAAUUAACUAAAAGUUGAAAUGAGUAAGUAAUAAUUUCCUUUUAAGGAAAGUUAUUAGAAACUAGCGCUAGCUAGCAGUCUUUAAUGAUUGUUCAUCCUAUGAUACAUAGAAAAAAAAUAGCUUCUUAUGAAUAUGAAGUAGUCUAAGUGUUCAAGCUAUGGAGAUAUGAUAGAGUACAUAGAAUAUGAUAGGGCAUGAAAACAUGCAGGCUUCUUUUAUUGAUCUUUUUUUAAUUUUUAUUUAUGUACAUUAUUUAUUGCAUAGAGUAAUAUAUACAUAAAGCGGAAGUUCAAUUUUCAUUUCUUUUUAAUGUGAAAUAAGAUUGCUGCAUAGAUGUAGAGUAUUGAAAUCAGAAUGGUACAGUAUAUGUUUGAGUCUUUUUUAUUUUAUAGAACUUUUCAUUGAAAUAGAACAGUGACAAUCAUGUUAUGAUGAUGACACUAAAGCUCUUUUAUGAAAAAAAAAUCAUGAAAAGUGAAAAUUGUAUUUUAUAUUUCAGAAUGAUCAUGCCUUUGAUUAUGUCACUCUUGUUUUGCUAAAAUAUUUAUGUUGCAUGAUUUGUAAAGAAAAUAUUAGAUUAUUAUACAAAUGACGACAUAGAUAAUGUCUUUUUAUUUUCCGAUUUCUUUAAUAAUAGAACGAGUUCAAUGUGAAUUUCGAUAACCUGCGGCCGUUUCAUGAAGCUAUUUGAAAGUUCUGCACGACUGGUAACUUGUUCUUGGGUGCUAAUUGGAUUUUUUUUAAAUAAAUUUUGCUCCAAUUAGCUCAGCUGAAUUUUUUUACAGCUACAUGUAGUUCAGAACUGUCACAUACUUGUAAUUUGGGGUCUCUCUUCAUGAAAUGCAAAUUCAUAUAAAGAUCUCAGGAAAUGAUUAUAAAAAGUUACAUCAAGACAUCGGAUGACUUGAAGUCAUCUUUUGUGAAGUGCCCGCUACAAACCACAAUGCCGGCAUAUUUCCGGGCAUCGUUGGCAUUAAACUUACUUUUCCUCCCAACAAACGAAAUCCAACGCUUCUGGGUUGCAAAAAAAAUUUCCCCCCGUGUUGGGCAUUUUUGGCAGGCAUUUUGUACGUCCACAGCCCAUGAUGGCUUUCAUCGCUGCAUCCACCAACAAUGCAUCUUCCCGAAGUCUUCAGAAGGCUCCGUACAUUGAUUCCUCCUCCAUCAUGAGAGAUUAUAAUCAAAAGAAUAACAAAAGUAAAGAAAAAAAGAAUACACUCAUUAUCUCAAUUAGUUGUAGAGGUUAUUUGACUUUAUCCCAAUUACCCCAAGCCAGGCAGGAAAGAUCGCAGGUUUGAUUUGACACGGAGCGCCUGCUGGUGCAGUACGAGCCGAGAAUUAGGCGAGAGCGCAACUAAAAAAACAUUUUCAAAAGUGUUGUAUCAGGCUAAAGUGCGAAAAUAAAUCUGAAUGGCUAGAUUAAAUGUGAUGAAUUAAAAAAUGUCCUCCCGAAAACAAAAACAAAAAGAAGGCAAACAACAAAUUUCAGCUGCAAAACAGAGUCAGUAACUUAGACUAAAACACUCAAUACCACACAAAAAUCAUGUAUGUACAUGCGUAGGAUUGUGGGAUAUGUUUAGGAUGUCGUCUAAGGAUUUACGUCAUUUCCGCUCUACGUAAGUACAGUAAUGUUUUCAAUUUCUGAACGUGGACGAUUUUUAUGGCAAGUCAAAAAUUUUCUUUUAAGGGGGGUUGGAGGUGGUAACAUGGUGUAAAUGAAAUUGCAUGACAUUUUGGAAAUAUUCAAGAUUCAUAAAAUGUGAAAUUCACACGAAUUCGCAAUUUCAGUAAUUGUUCAUUUCAUAGAUCCUUUAACACUGAAAAUUUGAUCAAAAUCGGAUGCAAAUUAUAAGAAAGUUAUGAUAUUUUGAAGUUUUGCUUCAUUUCACAAAACAGUCAUAUGCACUUCCUGGUCGGUAUGCGAAUGAGGCGACUGAUGACAUCAUCCACUCACUAUUUAUUUUAUUGUUUUUCAUUAUAUAAGAUAUCUUAAUUUUCUCCUCAUUACUAUGUGAAACAAAGUUUUAUUCCUCCCUGAACAUGUGGAAUUAACAUUGUUUCAAAAUUUUUGGACAU